Rhincodon typus (whale shark) is the source of this 3547-nucleotide messenger RNA. RefSeq names its product F-box protein 22 (gene fbxo22). Lineage: Eukaryota; Metazoa; Chordata; Chondrichthyes; Orectolobiformes; Rhincodontidae. Gene Ontology annotation, biological process: positive regulation of proteasomal ubiquitin-dependent protein catabolic process; regulation of skeletal muscle fiber development; protein polyubiquitination. Gene Ontology annotation, molecular function: protein binding. The record is from RefSeq and is a predicted model, not a curated record. Bases 2050 to 3114 code for a protein of 354 amino acids. The transcript is spliced from 6 exons.
UUCAGUAGGCCGAGUGGCUUUCUCUGGUGCUGUUCUUACUUUAUGAUGUUUGCUGUAAAUGAUAGAAGUGUGAUGGAGUGAAUUCAAAAUGACAUGAGAAGUGAUCUAAAAUGCCAAUUCGCCAGCAUAAAUUUCUGAAGUUGCAGUAGUGACUUUAUUUCAACAUAAUGUUACUCAUUGUAAAAUGCUUUGGGACAUUGUGUGGCUGUGAGCGUUGUGGUAGGAUUGUUUUAUUUUAUUAGCAUCUCUUGUCUUUGGAUCAAAUGUAACACUACAUUCGAAUCUUCUGGUUUUUGUAUUUCAAGUUAAGAUUUAUAGCAUUUCUUUCUGUGUUUUACCUGUAUUUAAACUACUCAGGUUAGGAUCAGUAGAAUGCUAUUUAAUACUUCACACCUGCUCAGUUUAAAUAAAUCAUGACUCUUUUGCAUUUACUCACCUUUGUUCCAUCAUCCUUCAGCACCCUUACCCAACAGAUAUUUCAGCCCCAACAAGGGACGAGGAUCAAGGGAAGAGGAAUAUUUGAUCUACUCACUAAUCUACUGAAGUCAAGAGUCAGUCAAUUCCCUCUCUCAACUCUGCUCUCCAUCUCCAUUUCUUCCUUAAAUCUAACUACAAAAGCCUUUGUCAAUCUUCUCUUUCUUUGGCUCAGUGUCUGAUUUGUUUCCCAUUAGCCUCAGUGAAUGUCGUGUGCCCUUCAAUAUGGGAGGUGUUAUAUUUGCAUUUAUCAUUAAAUUUAUUGUCAUCAAUUUGCUGUCAUAAUUUCCAAGUUGAGGGACGAAUUUGGCAAAAAGGAUAACAGCGUCUUCAGUGAACCAUUUGAAUCAGUUGUAUUUUUGGAAAAAUCUGACAGGUAACUUUUUUCCCCUCAUUAAUGUUUGAUCACAUUCACCAAAUUUAUUGAGGUCAAUUUUCCAAGUUAACAGUGAGGUGAGAAGGGCGAAAUGUAAAUUUGAUAUUUUGGCUCUUAGUCCUAGUAAUAGAACCACUGCCUUACAAAACUUUCCUGCAUGUGAUUCUAUAUUCAUUGAUGGGAUGGGGGCAUUGCUGGCAGAGCCAUCAUUUAUUGCCUAUCCAUGACUGCCCUCAAGAAGGUUUUAGUGAUCUGCCUUUUUUAAACUGUGACCCUCUUUUGAAGCCCUCACAAUGCUGUUAUGGAUGGGUUUGACAUAGUGUCAGUGAAGAAACGACGACAUCUAUUCCAAAUCAGGAUGGUAUGUGGCUUGGAGGGCAACUUGCAGGUUUCCCCAUACAUCUGCAUCCCUUGUCCCAUCGUGGUGACAAGUUUGUAAGCAGCCUUGGUAAGCUACUGCAGUGCUUCCAACGAAUGGCACACCUUGCUGCCACCCUGUUGGUGGUGGUGGAUGGGGCGCUAUUCAUACUGGCUACAUUGGAGAGGUAAUGGCCUCGUGGUAUUAUCACUAGGCUCUUAAUCUGGAAAACCAGAUAAUGUUGUGGGGCCCUGGGUUGAAAUCCCACUGUCAGAUAGUAUAAUUUGAAUUUGAUUUAAAAAAAAAAAAAACCGAAUUAAGAAUAUGAUGACUCUGAAACCAUUGUCAAUUGUUGGAAAAACUCAUCUGGCUCACUAACAUACCUUAGGAUAGUGUUAAACUUUUUAAGUGUUGCUGCAGCUAACCGGGCUAGUGGAGAGCAUUCAUUGCACUUGCUUCAUGCAGAUGGUGGCACUGAGGAGUCAGGAUGUGAAUUCCCCAUUGAAGCAUUCCCAGUCGCUUACCUGCUUUUGUAGCUGCAGUGCCUGGUCCAGUUCAGUUUCAACUGAACUUACCAUUCCUAACAGGUGCCAUCCUCAGCACAAAGUAUGGGAUUCAUGUUGUUUUGUUAUGGAACAAUAUAUUCUGUGAUUAAGAUGUAGAUGUAUUUUAAAGCAUCAUAUUGCUUUAAUACCUCCAUAUCAGAGGCCAGUCAGAGUUUAUUUAAUGUAGGGUGAAAAGGUUUACAGAUUGCAAGGAGUUUAUCAAUUCUUGCUCAGAGACCAUAAACAGCAUAUUUUCAAUGUAACUUUGCCAUUUUGAAAAGUAAUUAACACCCUCUAUGAAAAUCAGCAAACCCAGUUAUCACCUUUACAAUUUUUGGCCUUCGCUGUUUUCAAUUUCAGAUUAUCUCAUAUAUGGCUGUCAAUAUACGACGAUGUCGGAAGGACCAGCUGAAGUGUAUGUGCUGCCAGAGAUAGUACUUUACAUGGCCGGCACUGAUACUUUCAGCACACAGAGUUCUAACAGGCGGAAGAAAGAGAGAAGGGAUGGGUUGUCGAAGAGAAGCAAAGCGGCAGAAAUGGCAGCAAAAUUGGAAAAUCUUUUGCCUUCGGAGUGCAAAACUUUGGGGGUCAGUUCCCCUGGAAUUGUCUACACGCCUAUGGGAUGUGGCACACAGAGACCUCUUGAGGUAGAAGAUGGAAUUGCAGGGUUUGCCCUGCUCCUGCCCAAAAUCGACGGAGUGACAGUCAAAUUCUUUCACCUGUCGAACAAAGAUUUGAACAAUAACGUGUUCCAUCAGGAAAAACUGCAAGAAGCAGGUCUUCAGGAUAACCCUGACUUGCGUGUCGUCUUCCUAUUUGGAUACAACACCUUUAAACCUGCAGCUGCCGACUUCAUUCAGCGUCUCACAAAACCAUUCAAUGUGAGCAACACUGUUGUUAUUGGGGGCCACGUUGACCAAGUGGUUUCGCCUAGUUCUGAAAGUAUUGACAUACGGCACAUGUAUGGUUUUGUUGGCUUAUCAUUAAGUGGAAAAUCAAUCCAGGCGGCAUCUAUUCUCCUGGACGAGGAUGUAGAGACGCCCAAGAGUGCUGAAGCGGCAAUGCAGCGUCUCAAAGCGGCCAACAUACCCGAGGUUAACACAGUGGGAUUCAUGUUUGCGUGCAUCGGGCGAGGUCAGAACUAUUACUCCAGCAAGGAAAACGUGGAAGCAGACGCCUUCAGGAAGCAGUUUCCCAGCGUUCCAUUAUUCGGUUUCUUUGGAAAUGGAGAAAUUGGCUGUGAUCGCAUUGUGACUGAAAACUUCUCGCUGAGGGAGUGUAGCAACUCUUCAGAUUGUGAUGAGUUGCUUCAUGGAUACACUACGGUGAUUGCGCUUGUCCAUCUGGGACCUGUAAAAUAAAAACCAAAAAAUCUCUUCAAGAGGCUCGAACAUUGGGCCCAUGGUAUGCAAAGAUGCACAUCUGUUGUGAGAUUGUCUCCGUCAUUUUGAAGAUAUUUGCACAAAAUUGUUCUAAUGGACCAAGCAAAUUUGUAGAGUGGGUUCAAAUAAUUCGGACUCUAAUGGCACAGUAUAGGGUCAAGUCACACCUGCUGUAGAGGUGUGUCACCAUUUCUGAAUGGGAGGGGUCUGAUUCAAAAUAAACAGGCUCAUGUUUGAGCUAAGUGAUCUACUGAAACAAUUCUCUUGUGUCUCAAUAGAACAGGAGGUAAAACUAAGCUUUCGGAUGUCGUCAGUUUAAUUGAUUCAUAGUUUUUGACAUGGUUCUGAUUUUGCUCUUUAUUACACUGGAAUGCAGAACUAAUCAUGAAUAAACAAGCAAUAUUUCUGGUGA